AUGAGCGCAACUACAGCUACACGGCGGCUUCGAGUCGGGAUCGACGUUGGCGGAACAAACACAGAUGGCGUCCUCAUCGAUCCUCUACAAACCUCAGGACCUGACCGCGGCAUCAUCGCGUGGCAUAAAGAGCCAACAACAACAAAUCCUAGUAUUGGUAUCAAUAAUGCCCUCACCAAGAUGCUCAGCUCGGCUUCUAUCAGCCCUGAUGAUGUCGCUAGUGUGACGAUUGGAACCACACACUUUGUCAAUGCUGUCGUCGAAAGGGAUGCUGCGAGACUAUCCCGAGUUGCUGUUAUUCGUCUUUGUGGACCUUUCUCGAAGCAUAACUUGCCGUGUGUUGACUGGCCAAGUGAUAUGAGGGAGUUGAUCUUGGGGCAUCAUGCGCUGGUCAAGGGUGGACUGGAGGUCGAUGGUCGUUUGAUAUCUGAUAUCAACCAAAAUGAGAUCAAAGAGCAAUGCGCGGUCAUUAAAGAGAUGGGUAUCAAGAGUGUGGUGGUCAUCGGUAUCUUCAGUCCGAUCGAUACAGUCGAACAACAAGAAGAGAGGACCGCAGAUAUAAUCAGGAGUGAGAUUCCUGGCUGCGACGUCGUUUGCUCCAAAGAGGUCGCCAACCUCGGCUUCCUUGAGAGAGAAAACGCAGCUGUUCUCAACGCCUCGAUCCUCCCGUUUGCACGCAAGACAAUUCGAUCUUUUCACGAGCCUGUGAAAAAGCUGGGCCUGAACUGUCCUGUUUUCAUCACCCAAAACGAUGGCACUGUACUAUCUGGCGAACUAGCUGCACGAUUGCCAAUCCGAACAUUCUCAAGCGGUCCCACGAACAGUAUGAGAGGCGCUGCUUUUCUGGUACAAAAUGAACUUGACGAAGCCAUGAUGGUGGUUGAUAUUGGAGGAACCACAUCGGAUGUUGGUAUCCUUCUGGAAAACGGCUUUCCUCGACAGCAAGCUGCUUAUAGCGACCUUUCGGGCGUUCGCAUGAACUUUUCGUGUCCUGACAUCAAGAGCAUCGGUCUUGGUGGAGGGUCUAUUGUACGAAAGGAUAAUGGUACAACAGUAGGACCGGAUAGCGUGGGAUACAAGUUGACGCACGAAGCCAUUGUCUUUGGUGGAAAAGUCUUGACAGCCACUGAUUGCACAGUCCUUGCCAACCCAGGCUUAGGGAUUGGAGAUUCAACUCUUCUAAAGGACAUACUUUCGGAAGACGAACUCCAGAAUGUCAGUUCUGUGAUCAAGCUCAAGUUAGAGAAAGUGAUCGAUACAAUGAAGACGUCACCUCAAGAUAUCCCUGUGAUUCUGGUGGGAGGUGGCGCUGUUAUUGCGCCCGACGAGCUCAAGGGAGCGAGCAAGGUGCUCAAGCCGAAGUGGUCACAGGUUGCAAAUGCCAUUGGAGCUGCCAUAGCCAGGUUCAGUGCUGUCGUGGAUACUGUCAAGUCGACAGCAGAUCAGUCGGCGAAUGAACUCCUCGAAGAGGUGUGCCAGGAAGCGAUUGAGAAGACUGUUAAGGCUGGAGCUUUACGAUCAACGAUCACUGUUGUCGAGAAGGAAGUUCUGCCGCUCCAGUAUAUUGCCAACAAAACUCGGUUUGUUGUUCGAGCAACAGGAGACUUUGACUUCUCCAAGGAGAGUAUUGUUCCUGAAAUACAGGAAGAAGCCGAAGGGUACCAGGAGAUGGAUACUUACGAGAAGAGCGCCAAUGAUAAAAAAUUGAAGCGUAAUAACAAGGAAGAUGAGGACUUUGAUAUACUGGCAUACCGCCCCAAUGUGAGAAAGCGAACGUGGUAUCUUUCCGAGAGGGACGUUUCGUGGAUCGCAACAGGCUGCUACAUUCUAGGCACAGGAGGCGGCGGUAGUCCUUACGGACUGAUGAUUCGAUUACGAACGCAGCUACGCAAUGGAGCAACAAUUAGGGUGGUGAAUCCUGAUGACCUGCCCGACGAUGCACGAGUUGGCUGUGGCGGCGGAGCAGGAAGCCCUACUGUCGCAAUCGAAAAGCUCGCAGGCGAUGAACUGCUUGAAGCACAGCAGCAGUUAUACAAGAUGUGUGAUACAUCAGCUACGCACAUGAUCUCUGUCGAAGUUGGAGGAGCUAAUGGUCUAAGCGGACUGUUGCUUGGCUCAAGUGAUCAGAUGGAUAUUCCUACAGUGGACGGAGACUGGAUGGGCAGAGCGUACCCUACGAAAUGGCAGACAACGCCUGUGGUCUUUAAAGAAAGGGAGACGAUCUGGUCACCCAUUGCUGUUAGCGACGGAAACGGAAACGUUCUAGUCAUGCCAAAAGCAUCCUCCGACGAGGCUGUCGAGCGCAUUAUCCGCUCUGCUCUAAGCGAGAUGGGCUCACAGGUAGGGGCUGCAGAUGCUCCAGUCACAGGAGCAGAGACGAGGCGCUGGGCGGUUGAACAUACGCUCUCCCAGUCGUGGAGAAUUGGCCGAGCAGUUGCUAGAGCGCGUAAGGAGAACCGCGUGGACAAUGUCGCCGAGACUAUCAUUGAUGAGUGUGGUGGUCCUGGGGCAGGAAAGGUUCUAUGGAAGGGUAAGAUCAUUGGGGUGGAGAGAACAUUGAGAAAUGGACAUGUCUACGGCGAGUGUCUCAUCGAAGGCGCAGAUGUUCGAGAUGAAACAAACGCAGCUUCUGAAGGCGAAUCACAGCAGUUCAAGGGCAUCAUCAAGAUUCCUUUCAAGAACGAGAAUAUCGCUGCUCUGAAAGUCCACCCAGAUCGUAAGGAGGAGCUUCAGGAGGAUGUUCUAGCAAUUGUUCCCGAUCUUGUCUGCGUCAUUGAUGCACAGAAUGGAGAAGCGGUAGGAACACCGGAGUAUCGAUAUGGAUUGCUAGUUGUUGUGCUGGGAAUAGCUGCAAGUGAUAGAUGGACUGGAUCAGAACGAGGUAUCAGGAUUGGAGGACCGGAUGCAUUUGGGUUUGAGCACUUGAAGUUUGAGCCUCUGGGUCAAUAUUUCAAGCCGAGGAGUGUUAUUGACGAGUAUGACGAAUCUUAG
This is a messenger RNA of Fusarium coffeatum, 2991 nucleotides long. RefSeq lists its product as uncharacterized. Lineage: Eukaryota; Fungi; Ascomycota; Sordariomycetes; Hypocreales; Nectriaceae. Gene Ontology annotation, cellular component: cytosol. The record is from RefSeq and is a predicted model, not a curated record. Gene Ontology annotation, biological process: glutathione metabolic process. Gene Ontology annotation, molecular function: 5-oxoprolinase (ATP-hydrolyzing) activity. The transcript is spliced from 2 exons. The coding region runs from base 1 to 2991 and encodes 996 amino acids.